AUGAAGAAUUUGAAGAAAGAAGGAAAAAUUUUGUCUAUUGCCAAAGGUUGUGAAGUAGAAGUAUCUCUUCAAGAAGAUGGAUUCAAAGGUUCUUGGUUUAGAGCUAUCCUCGAGCAAAAUCCAACGAGAGUGAAAGGAGAAAAGCUUCGGGUUUGUUACAAAACUUUGCUCCACGAAGACGGUGUAAAUCCUUGCAAGGAAACUAUUGAAAGAUGUUUUAUUCGGCCGGUCCCGCCAGAGUGUAUGAAUGAGGGUGUCGUAUUCAAGGAAGGGUCGGUGGUGGAUGCUUAUUUUAAUAAUGGUUGGUGGACUGGUGUUAUCGUAGUUGAAAGGUCAGAUGGUAGUUUUUUUGUUUACUUUGAUGAACCACCAGACAUAAUGAGAUUCAUCAGAAGCCAACUGAGACCUCAUGCUGAUUGGAUCGGCUAUAAAUGGGUCAAAAGCAAAAACAAGGUAUUGAGUCAACAAAUAUUUAGAACAGGGAAGUUGGUGGAAAUGACCCGUGAAAUUAGUGACAGUGAAAAGGAAAAAAUUGGGCCAUCUCCUCCUCGAGAUCUUUGUGCAGAGUACAGUCUGAACCACAUUGUUGAAGUGGUUGUUACACAUGGGUGGCGCAAAGGUCGAGUGACGGAAAUUUUCAUUGAAAACAAUUACAAAGUGUAUUUCGAUGCCACAAAAGAGGAUGCGGUUUUUAAUUACACUGAGAUUAGGAUGUCAAUGGAGUGGCUAGGUGGUGUUAGUUGGAUUCACGCACGUAAGAGAGAAUUUGGAAAUAAUGCUGCCACACCAAUCAGAUCCGCUCAAGAGAGCCCUAGUAACACACUUGUUUUAGAAUUCAAUGAAGAUGAUACGGUGAAUGAUGAUGCCACCGAAAUCACAUCCUCUCGAGAGAGCCACAGUAACACUUCUGGUUUAGAAGCCACUGAGACUGAAAAACAAAACCAUGAAACCGUAGAUGGAGUGGAGUUACCAUUGCCUCAUGAAUCAGAUGAUAUGAUGGAUGAUGUAGCCACUCCAAUCAUAGACCCUCAAGAGAUACCACGAGGGCUUAUAGGGAUUUAUGAAGAUUUAUGA
Brassica napus (rape) is the source of this 1074-nucleotide messenger RNA. Its product is annotated as DUF724 domain-containing protein 2-like. NCBI's taxonomy places the organism in Eukaryota, Viridiplantae, Streptophyta, Magnoliopsida, Brassicales, Brassicaceae. The coding region runs from base 1 to 1074 and encodes 357 amino acids. The transcript is spliced from 6 exons. The record is from RefSeq and is a predicted model, not a curated record.